Molecule: messenger RNA, 1236 nt
Organism: Pipistrellus kuhlii (Kuhl's pipistrelle)
Lineage: Eukaryota; Metazoa; Chordata; Mammalia; Chiroptera; Vespertilionidae
Product: upstream-binding factor 1-like protein 1
Exons: 2
Coding region: 1-1236 (411 amino acids)
Source: RefSeq, a predicted model, not a curated record
AUGCUCUCCAAGUCAAUCCAUGCUGUUGUCAAUGAUUUAGAGAUGGCAUUGUCUAAUAGCCAAGAUAACUGGUGUGAAGAAGACAUUGCACAGCUACUGGAAAGAAUGGAGAAUAACCUUCCACCCAGUGACAACCACACAUUCAAAACAGCCCAGGCAUAUAUGGACUGGGCAAAAGUAGCUUUUAAAGAUUUUUCUGGAGAAAUGUGCAAACUCAAGUGGUUAGAGAUUUCUAGGAAGAUAAGAAAGUAUAGGACUCUGACAGAAUUAGUGCUGGAAGCUAAGGAACAUGUUAAAAAUUCUUACCAAAGCAAAAAACUCAAGAAACAUCCAGACAUGCCCAAGAAGCCCCUGACUGCUUACCUCCGCUUCCUUAAGGAGAAACGGCCUGAGUAUUCCCAAAUGCACCCCAAACUCAACAACCAGGAACUGACCAAGGUCAUGUCUGAGAAAUACAAGGCGCUCCCAGAGGAGAUGAAACUGAAAUAUAUGGAAGACUUUCACAAGGAGAAACAGGAGUUUCAGGAGAAACUGGCUCAGUUCAGGAAAGACCACCCUGAGCCUGAGCAGAACUCCAAGACCUCUGUUGUCCCCAAAGGGAGCCGAAGUAGAGCCCGCAAGAAGUUUAAGGGAGAUGAAAAAGAACUGAAAUCUUCGCAGGAAAAUGAUCUUUGGGGGGACAUAAGAUUCUGUGGAGAGCCUGAGAAGCCCCCCAUGAAUGCAUACCACAAGUUCCACCAGGAUGUGUGGUCCAGUGAGGAGCUGCAAGGCCUGCACCCGAGGCAGCGCAUGGUGGAGAUUUGCAGACUCUGGCAGCGUGUUCCAAUGGACCAGAGGGAGCUUUAUGAGCAGCAGGCUGAGGAGCUGCAGAAACAGUACACGGUGGACCUGGAUAAAUGGCUCAAGACUCUGUCUGCUGAAGAGUACGCUGCCUUUAGAGAGAGAAGCGCUGGGAAGCGUAAGAUAAAAAUGCGUAGAGGCCCAGACCCCAAGAUCAUCAAGAUAGAAGUGCAAUCUCCAUCAGCAAGGACUCUGCAAGAAGGGCUUGCACAGGAGGAGCAGGAGCUGCAGGCUCCAGAGAUGGAGUCAUCAGAGACUUCACAGGAAUCUGAUGAAAAUAAGGAAGAUGGGGGAAAGGCAGAAGGCAGGGCGUCCUCAGACUCCAGCAGUGCUUCCUCAGACCCCAGCAGUGAAGAUGUAGAUGUAGAAUGUGAGAACAGCCACUCCAGCCUCUGA